UUUUUGUUAGGAUUGCCUUGUAUUUUGGAAUCAUCCAUCAUGAAAAGCAUAAUGCAGUACAUUUUGAUUUCAUGUUGCUUAUAAUCGUGAAAUCGUGUACGUUGUGUUCAGGUUUUCUCGUUUGGCAUCCUGACUUUUCUAGCAUUCCCAUCAUCUACUGUUUGAUGACUGGAAUCAUAUCCUGGUCUAAUUCUCAAUUUUAUCCUUCAUCUUCUCAUGACCUCUUAGCUCCCCGAUGGCCAGUGACGAUUCGGAUAAUGACGUCUCUCUGACUCCACCCUCUCUAGGAAAGACGACGGAGCAGCACGGUUCACCGAAAACAUUGUCCUUAAACGAACUCGGUCAGGAUGCCGACGAUGCAUCAGACGGAAAGGACUCACCGACAGAGCAGAAAGACGGUCAGAGUAGGACGUACAGCUAUAUGAGCCCAAUCAGCAGUGAUGUAGACGACGUUCCAGAAAAGCCUGAAGGAGGAGAUCGCACUAAACCGGCCAGGAGUCGGUCGAGGAAGAGUUCACACCAAGAAAUGCCUCGAAGGAGAGGAAGCGUCAGAAAGACACCGGGACGUAGCGAUAUCGCCACAGUUAAAAGCGAGUCUGAGCUGGAAGAGCACGUUACGGAAGCGUCACAAAGGAUGAGACGUCGGGCGAAGACGCCACGGAAGGGCUCAGACCAGGAAUCCAGAAAUGGGGUCACAAAGAAAGCGCCCACGUCCGGUGGCGCGUCAGAGGACGAAGCCGCUAAAGACUCUGCAGAGCGUCAAACCAAAAACAGUAGAAGUGAGCGCAGGCGUUCAGAUCCUGCGUCCUUCGACAACGACGAGGACGUGAAAGAGAAGCCAAAAAAGCGGCGUGUCAAAGUGACUCCGAAGCGGAAAGCUCAAGCUUUAAUAAAUUUACUCGGGGAGUCCGAUCAGCCGGAGCAACCUCCUGAGGGAUCACGCAAGCCACGAGUUAAGGAAAAAGAGGGAGCGAGCCCUCGUAAAGCCGUUCCCAUCGAGUGCGAAAUAUGCGGUCGGAGCAUCCGGUGCAAAGCCAUAUUGGAGAGGCACAUGCUCUCACACACAGGAGAGAAGCCAUUUGGAUGUGACGAGUGCGGCAAGCACUACACCAGCAGCUCCAACCUGCGCAUCCACCAGCUCAGCCAUAGCGGCAAGAUGGACUACGUUUGCAACGAGUGCGGCCAGAAGUUCACUCACCUGCCGUAUCUGAAAAGACACCUGUUGAGGCACGCGGGGAAGAAGAUGCACAUUUGUGAACACUGUGGCAAAGGCUUCAUCCAGAAAUACCACCUCCUGCGCCACCUCUUGGUACACACCAAGCAAACGCCGCAUAUCUGUGACAGGUGUGGUAUGAGCUUCAACCGGACAGACAACCUGAGACUACACCUGCACAGCGUCCACCAGAUCGAAAGGGACUUACCCGAGGCCAAGCCGGAAAAACUUUACACGUGCGAGACGUGCAAUAAAUCGUUCGUCAGCCAGGCUUCGCUGGAAAUACACAAACGCAUACACACGGGGGCCAUGCCGUAUUCGUGCACCGUAUGCUCGCGCCAGUUCAAACAGUCGAGUCACCUGUAUUCACACAUGUUCACACACGCCAGUGAGAAGCCACAUGCGUGUAACCUCUGUGAGCUGAAGUUCACUCGCAGAACCUACCUGCGAAAGCACAAAGAAAGGGUGCACGUCGGAGCCGGAGAGCUACAAACUUCUUGACUGGUUCUACAGCGUGGAAUAAUUUGAGAAUACUCAAAAACAUUUUCCCAUUUUAUUUUAUUUGUAUUUUUAUUAAGUUUUAAGUUUUAGUGAAAUCACAUACAGAGACACAUCUAGGGACAGGGAAAAAAAACAGUCCGAGCUGAAUAUUUUUUUAAAAAUCUUUAAAAACAAAAACAACAACAUUCGUUCUAGUGUAGUGGAAAAGCAGUUAUGUUGUUCAUAGGAAUCUGUGAAAGUCGGAAAAAUACAAAUAAUUUGUUUUGCUUCCUCACAUUCAGUCCUUCCGCUUACAAAGUACCCAGGUUUCAUCAAAGUUUUAAUUAUGACAUAUCUGUACCAGAACAGCUUUGUAGUAACUUGAAUUCACGCACUUAGUCCCUUUUUAUUUAUUUAUUUUGGUCUCUAUUUUAUUUAUUAGAGUAAUGUAUACAGUACAACCCUGAAACCCAGCACAAGCUCAGUUAGCAGACUUUGUUUUGUCCUGUAGGGGGCAGCAUAUCAUCACACACCACAGCACAGUUACCUUAUUAUACACUGCUUUGCCCCUUGCUACUUUUACUGCACUCUUUAUGUUUUAAGACCUCUUAGUGGUCCCUUUUAAGUCCUAGACAAGAAUUAAACAUUGCCUUAAAAUGUCCUUAAGUGUGUAUAUAAUAAGGUGCUUAAGUACUGCAUUACUGCACUAUAAUGCAGCGCAGAAAACAAAAACAUUUUGUACAGAACAUCGGUGAAAACUUAAAUAUCCAUAAACAUGAAAAUAGCUGCUCCUUGUUUACAUUAGAACAAUAUUGUAAUCAGUAUUUUCCAUAUAUAAACACCACCUUGGUUUAGCAUUUAUUUGCCAUGAGGUUGGUUCAUCGCAUUCCCUUUAUGGAUACGUGCUAUUUAAGAGGAGGUAGUUUUAUCAGCUUUGGUCCGUCGAGCCGCUUGGCGCCGGCAGUGCAGGUAAACAGAGAGAGGAUGUAUAAAGGCCAGGCAACUCAGGACGGUCAGAGCAACAUUAACCUGUGGUACAGAAAGACUCCCAUCAGCGUGCGAUCUCUGGCUGAGAUAACAUUAACACACAAACGUGAGUCGGAAAGGCGAAAAAGAAAAAAAAGUCUUAAUGUUUCUCUGGAUAUUCGUUUUGCUUAAUCCAAAUCCGAGCGCAAUUGAUAUUUUGGCUUGUGUUCUGUUUGUUCCGAGAUCUGAUCCAGCCAAGUGUUGGAUAUGAUUGAAUAUGCUGAGCGUGAAGUGUGUGAGCGAAAGGGAGAAAGCCACGUGAACGUGUGACUCACCGCAAAUGGAUCUCCACCAAGAGGUCCAGUGAUGAGAGAGAAGCAGGGGUACUGUAGGACGGACAGCAGCGCCGAGAGAGCCAUCACUGUUCCGUACAGCUUUCCGAAAUGUGCAGGAGGGAACCUGGAUAGACACAGUGGUGUACAGCAGAAAUAAAAAAAGGUCCACAAAAAGAAUUAUUACACGUACACGGAAGCUGCACAUGUGGAGAGGAAAAUGCCGGCCGUUUUUCUUACCCAAGUGGUAUGUGUAAAACAAACAGUGUGAGAACAGAGGCUGAAUAAACGUUUAUCACACGC
Messenger RNA from Ictalurus furcatus (blue catfish), 3294 nucleotides. RefSeq names its product zinc finger and BTB domain-containing protein 17-like. Bases 236 to 1714 code for a protein of 492 amino acids. The record is from RefSeq and is a predicted model, not a curated record. The transcript has 2 exons. NCBI's taxonomy places the organism in Eukaryota, Metazoa, Chordata, Actinopteri, Siluriformes, Ictaluridae.